GCAUUUCUUAUAUUAGUUGUCCUACUGUUGCGCUGUAUUUUAACCCUAGCUAGGACUAGCUGGGGAGAUAAUUUUCUUCACAUCAACAGGUUUUUGUCCUUUAAUUCACCGUUGAUUUACUGAAUCAGGUGGCUAUAAACAAAACAUGAAAAUGAUAAAAAGGGAAUGCGGAAUCAUUUUCCUUCACACUAAUGCAUAAUUCUUUAUUUUUUGGGUCUCAUAAAGUUAUAUUAGUCUCCAUGUAGUGGGUCCUCCCUACCAUAAAAAAUAAUAGAAAAAUCUGUAAUAAUUCAUGCAUUACUCUACCAGCAAUUAAGUUUGGAAAUUAGGUACGCUUAAUGCAUGUGAACUGGAAAGAGCAACCGCAAGGCUGGAAUAUUAAUCAUAGAUUUAUAAUUAGGGAUUCCAUAGUUUCAAAUCUCUUCCCCAAAAUAUGGCCGCAGCAUCAAAACUUGACAGUCGACAAUAACAAGAUAUAAACAGAUAGUGAGACCCACCUUUGAUCCCUAGCUACCAGCCACGAGAAUACUAUUUACGUUUACUAAAUUUGUUAGGUAAAUGAUGACAUAGUUCUCGGUGUCUUAUUGGUUAUAGAUAAAAUUAAAAAAAAAAGGCUAAAAUUGAAUAAAUGAUGACAGUUCUCAUAUUAUUUGGUAAAUAAAUUUUGCAAGUGCAUGAUUACUCUGACUUAAUAUGUGUUGUCUAUGUGUUUGACUUGAGUGUCACCUGUAUGAGGAGGCGUACGAGGAUGUAGAGUGUUGUCACACAUCAAAUAAUUAAAAGACUUUGCAUGUGAUGAGUGUUCUAAAACGCGGUCUAGGCGGCGGUGCUCUGUCGCGAUUAACUUGAAAUCGUUCACUAAAUCGGCAAAGCCAUUAAACGGUGUAAGGCGGCCGCUUGGGUGGGCUAGGCGGGCUCGACGAAUGUCGGGCGAUCUGGGCGGCCUGGAAAAGAAACUUUUGUCACGAGACUCACAACCUUCUUGUCUCCCUGAGUCUCGUCGUCUGCCUCUCUGUUUGCUAGAAGAGAAGUCAAAUAUGGUGAGAGAGAGAGAGAGAGAGAGAGAGAGAGAGAGAGAGAGAGAGAGAGAGAGAGAGAGAGAGAGAGGUAGUGCAAUUGCAGGGAUGUGUGAUGGCGACAGGUUGUAGAAGGUUUGCAGAGAUGGGGAGAAAGGUAGAUGAGAUUUGUGCAAUUGCAGGGAUGGAUGAUGGCGACGGGUUGUAGAAGGUUUGCAGAGAAGGUUGAGGCGGCAAGUUGUAGAGCUGCAUACAAUAUGAAGGUCAUGUUCUCUCGGAAUGCAUUUCUUGUUGAUACAAUAAACACAACUGCUGGUCGAGUUCUUAAACUCGACUCUAUCGAAAGUGGGAAACUGUGGAUGAAUAGUGAUGUUCUGAUCUUCAACUCAUGGCAUUGGUGGCUUCACACCGGAAGGAAGCAACCUUGGGAUCUAAUUCAAGAAGGGAGCCGUACAUACAAAGACAUGGAUCGCUUAGUUGCUUACGAGAAGGCGCUCAUGACAUGGGCUAGAUGGGUUGCUACCAAUUCGGAAUCAACAAAAACAAGAGUUUUUUUCCAAGGCGUUUCCCCAGAUCAUAAUAAUGGAAGUGAAUGGGGAGAGGCAACCUCAAACCAGUGUGAAGGGCAAACACAACCAAUGGCGGGGAAUGAGUAUCUGGCAGGUUCACAUCCAGCAGAGGUAGUAGUAGAAAGAGUGCUGCGUUCUAUAUCAAACCCGGUUCAUUUGCUAAAUGUCACAACCCUUUCACAACUAAGAAAAGACGGGCAUCCAUCUGUGUACGGUCACGGUGGUCACAGGGACAUGGACUGCAGUCACUGGUGUUUAGCUGGAGUGCCUGAUACUUGGAAUCAACUUCUAUACGCAUCUCUGAUACAAAGCAAGACCAGUUACGAUGUGGACUCGGAAAAUUAUAAAUAAGAUGUAAGCCCUCAGGUUCAGUCAAAUUGGCGAUUCCAUCCAAUGUAACAAAGAAAAAUAUGGUUUACAUACGGAAGCAUAUGACUUCAACUUAUCAGCAUCAUCUUUGUUCAUCAGGAUAAAGUAACACAGUUGUGAAACAUCAUACAGAAGUACAUCAGAUACAGAUAGCCAAUUAGGCCAAUCUAAAUAGGAGUAAUUAAUUUCUUCUAAAAGGAAAGUGUGCAUCAAAAUAUUGUGAAUAGAACCACUCAAUACUAUAGUUUAUUGGUAUUCUA
Messenger RNA from Malus domestica (apple), 2214 nucleotides. RefSeq names its product protein trichome birefringence-like 43. Gene Ontology annotation, molecular function: O-acetyltransferase activity. Gene Ontology annotation, cellular component: Golgi apparatus. The record is from RefSeq and is a predicted model, not a curated record. Lineage: Eukaryota; Viridiplantae; Streptophyta; Magnoliopsida; Rosales; Rosaceae.